UUGGAAGAUUGCUUUCAAACUUGGGAGUGUGUUUGCCGGCUGUCAGUUACUCCCCUUUCUCUCUCUCCCCCUUCUUCCCUUCUGUGUGACCAGAGUCUUCCUUUGGGGCCUUCUCUUGUCAUUUUCUUCAUCUUUAUUCCUUUUUUUGCCCCUCUAGGUAUCCGGCAUGGACCAUAACCAAAGCACCAGUGGCCAACCUGAACAGCAACAAUUGCCUUCUGCAAGCCACCCUGAAGUUCUGCCUUCUCAGAAUGGCUUCGGAAGAGCAAGUGAGACAUUGCUGCCUCAGUCCCCUGAGAAUGCAGCCCAGGCUGAGCCUGAAAUAAAGCUCUGUGAUAUAUCUGAGGAGCUGAGCCAACAGCUGGAGGACAUUAUUAAAACCUAUGGGUCAGCUGCCGGUCUGGUGGAGGAAGGAAAUAUGAAAGCAACAGACGGACCUGAGAAAGGAGAAUCUUUCAGUCCCGAGGAUGGGGACUAUGAAGAUGGGUAUGAUGAGGCUGAGAAAGAACAGAUCUCUUUGGGGGACACCUCUGGAUUAAAGGAGGCCAGUAUUCAGAAAGAACAAAAACUGGAAAAGAAAAUCCUGAAAGGAUUAGGAAAAGAGGCUACCCUGCUGAUGCAACAUUUGACCAAGCUGAAUACACCAGAAGAGAAAUUGGAUGUCUUAUUUAAGAAGUAUGCUGAACUGCUGGAAGAACAUCGUUCUGAACAAAAACAGCUGAAGUAUCUGCAGAAAAGACAGACGCAGCUCAUAAAGGAGAAGGACCAAUUACAGAGUGAACACAGCAGAGCCAUCCUUGCCCGGAGCAAAUUGGAGAGCCUUUGUAGGGAACUCCAAAGACACAACAAAACCCUGAAGGAAGAGACUCUUCAGCGGGCAAGAGAAGAAGAAGAAAAGAGGAAGGAGAUCACAAAUCAUUUCCAGGGCACACUGAAUGAUAUUCAGGCACAGAUUGAGCAGCAAAGCGAGAGGAACAUGAAGUUGUGCCAGGAAAAUACUGAGCUGGCUGAGAAACUGAAAAGCAUCAUUGAUCAGUACGAAGUGAGAGAGGAGCAUCUUGAUAAAAUAUUUAAGCACAGGGAACUUCAGCAGAAAUUGGUAGAUGCCAAGCUGGAACAGUCACAAGAGGUCAUGAAGGAAGCUGAAGAACGGCAUCAGCGAGAAAAGGAAUAUCUACUCAACCAAGCUGCAGAAUGGAAACUACAAGCAAAAAUGCUGAAGGAACAAGAGACUGUUCUCCAAGCCCAGCUGACUCUCUAUUCUGAUCGAUUUGAGGAAUUUCAGAAAACACUAACAAAAAGCAAUGAGGUGUUUGCCAGCUUCAAGCAAGAAAUGGACAAGAUGACAAAGAAAAUGAAAAAACUGGAAAAGGACACAGCUACAUGGAAAGCAAGGUUUGAGAACUGUAAUAAAGCUUUACUGGACAUGAUUGAAGAGAAAGCCAUGAGGGCCAAGGAAUAUGAAUGCUUUGUAGCGAAAAUUCAAAGGCUAGAAAAUCUUUGCAGAGCUCUGCAGGAAGAACGGAAUGUCUUGUACAAAAAAAUAAAAGAAGCACAAUUCCCUGAGGAGAACAAAGAAGAGGAAGAGGAGGAGGAAGAGGAGGAGGAGGAACAGCAGGCUGGAGUGGAGGAUAGUCUGGAGAAUAAAGCUACAAUUACAAAUCAGGCUAUUGAUGAACUAUCUGCCACUAGUGGAAUUAUCACAGAAGAUCUGGCUACAGCUUUCAUGGUGACUCAUGUGAAAAUGCCUAUGGUCACCACUAAUGAAGAAGUGGAAGAACUACAUGAUCCCAAAGUAUGUGAUCCAGUUUGUCCUCCUGAGCUGACAUUACUUUCUUCUGAGCCGCAAGGCACACAGGAUUCCUGUGAUCAAACAUCCAUGUCCAAAGCACAGGAACCAGAGGGGGACACAAUAGAACUUGGUCUAGAUCAUCCAGUAUUGAAGCUGCCAAAUACUGACAUGGAAGGGGUUGAUUAGCGUGAUAAAAAAGAUACAUUGUUUGUUUCCAAAAUGGCAUUCUCUAAUCCUUUCCUAAACAUUUCUUUUUUCGUAACAAGAUGGCUUUACAAGUGUUUUCAGACCUGCUUCAAUUUCACAGAAUACAUCUUGGCUUCAUGC
This is a messenger RNA of Candoia aspera, 2119 nucleotides long. RefSeq names its product taxilin beta (gene TXLNB). The record is from RefSeq and is a predicted model, not a curated record. The transcript has 10 exons. Gene Ontology annotation, molecular function: syntaxin binding. NCBI's taxonomy places the organism in Eukaryota, Metazoa, Chordata, Lepidosauria, Squamata, Candoiidae. The coding region runs from base 167 to 1978 and encodes 603 amino acids.